UUUGUUUUCCUCACCGUUCCCUUCCGCCACUCUUCUUCAUGUGUUGUCGCCUCGCCUCCUCCAGCCGUCACGCAUCACCGUCGCCGCCUUAUCCUACGGCUACUGCUGCCGCUGCCACCUCCAGCCGCCACGCAGGAAGGGCAUGGCUUCUUCCUCGGUGAUUACUCCUGAAGAUGUAUUGGAGAUGUUGAUGAACGAUGGUACAAUUGAUGCCCUCAGAUUGAAGAUCAUCAAUCAACUCAAAGCUAAUGAGGAACUCAAGAGUACCACUAUUAAGAUGGCUGAACAGAGUAAAGUUCUUAAUACCCCUGGGGCUGAGAAACAGACCAAAAGAGAACUGUUUGAUGCACUUCGUCAAGAACUUGAAGCACCAAUACUUGAGAAAGCCUCUAAAUCAGUUUGGGAUUUAAUUUUAGACAAUAGUGGCCUGGGAAGAGAGAUAAGUGAAACAGUUGAAAGAGUAUUUUGUCGAUUGAGUGGCCAGGAGCCUCCUUUAUUUCCUACCCCGAGUGAUGAACCACAAGCUGAUAAUAAGGAGGCUGACAAUAGAAAGGACAAGAAAGGGAAAGGAAAAGAGAGAGAAAAUGAUAAUAUGAAUUCUAACAUUACAGUGAAGAAAAGAAGUUUUGGUGAAAUGAAUUCCCAAGUUGAUGAAACCGCCGGGAGGUCUUCUGAUUCUGCAUCUGUACCAGAAGGUUCAAGCAAAUCGCCUAUGCCCGUCUCAAAAUCUUGAGAUUGAUUUGCCAUGUGAGCUGGCUUCUUAACAGAAUUGAUUACCUCUGGUAAAUAGAUUGUCACUUGUAACAAAUAUUUUUACAGUCUUUAAAGUUCAUGUAACAAAUAGUUUGGCUGCAAUGUCUAUGAUAAGUGAAGUUUAUUUACCGUCUAAAAUUUAGCCUGUUUUGUUCAACUC
Molecule: messenger RNA, 913 nt
Organism: Neltuma alba
Lineage: Eukaryota; Viridiplantae; Streptophyta; Magnoliopsida; Fabales; Fabaceae
Exons: 4
Coding region: 143-733 (196 amino acids)
Source: RefSeq, a predicted model, not a curated record